This is a messenger RNA of Tribolium madens (black flour beetle), 4038 nucleotides long. RefSeq names its product ATP-binding cassette sub-family C member 4-like. Gene Ontology annotation, biological process: transmembrane transport. Gene Ontology annotation, molecular function: ATP binding; ATP hydrolysis activity; ABC-type transporter activity. Gene Ontology annotation, cellular component: membrane. The record is from RefSeq and is a predicted model, not a curated record. Lineage: Eukaryota; Metazoa; Arthropoda; Insecta; Coleoptera; Tenebrionidae. Bases 87 to 4004 code for a protein of 1305 amino acids. The transcript has 10 exons.
UACAAUUGAUAAUUCAAAACACAACUACUCGUAGAGUAAGAGGCGAUAAACUCACAUAAACUCUUUAACGCUUGUCCAUACCAGAAAUGGACAAUAAUAUCAAAUUAAAAAUUCCCAAUCCAAAACAACAAACAGGAUUAAUAUCAAAACUGUUUUUUCUUUGGAUUAUUCCUUUGUAUCGUAAAAUAAUUAAAAAUGGAUUACAAAUUUGCGACCUGUGUAAAAUUCUGGAAGCGGACGAUUCAGAAAAAGUGUGCGACCAACUUGAAGAUAAUUGGAACAAAGAAUUGAUUAAAAGCAAAUUAAAAAAUCGCCAACCAAAAUUGCUGAAAGCAAUUGGAGCAACUUUCUUUUGGAAAUAUAUGAUUUUUGGUGGGAUUCUUUUCAUACAGCAUGUUUUUCUUAGAUCUUUUCAGCCAAUCGUUCUAUCAUAUUUAAUAUCGCUGUUCGGCCAAACUAACCCCAACCACAUCGCCAUGUACAUUUCCUCAGGAAUUUUAGUCACAAUUUCACUUCUUAUCGUCUUGACAAUGCACCACGUGAACUUUGGACACGCUUCAAUCGGAAUGCGGAUACGAGUCGCAAUUUCCUCUCUUAUUUACCGAAAAACUUUAAAACUGAACCGGCGGUCACUCAACCAGACCUCAAUUGGGCAAAUCGUCAACCUCCUUUCAAAUGACAUCACACGGUUCGACUUAGUGGUCCUCACUUUACACUAUCUCUGGAUUUUACCAUUCCAAGUGUCAAUUAUAACGUUUUUGUGUUGGUCCCAAAUCGGUAUUUCGUCUUUGGUGGGAGUUGUCUCAAUUGCACUUUUGUCACUGCCUGUGCAAGGCUAUUUGGGCAAAAUGACAUCAAAUUAUCGGGUCAAAGUGGCGCAAAAAACUGACCACAGAGUCACUCUAAUGAACGAAAUAGUGUCAGGAAUACAAGUCAUUAAAAUGUACGGAUGGGAAAAGCCCUUUGAGAAUAUUGUCAGAUUGGCAAGAAGCCAGGAAGUGAAAGCUUUGACUAUAACUUCCUAUUUGCGAGGGAUUUAUUUAAGUGCGAUGAUUUUCGUCGAAAGGACAGCCCUGUUUUUGACAUUGGCUUGUUAUGUAAUUUCCGGUAACACAAUACUGGCCGAACACGUGUUCUCAAUUUCGCAAUUUUUCAAUUUAUUGCAAUUAACAAUGUCGAUAUUUUACCCGCUUUCCAUAAGUUACGGCGCUGAGACUCUUGUGUCAAUUGACCGGAUCCAAACUUUCCUCCAAAUGGAGGAAGUCGAGCCCUCAAAAGUCGACAUUGACUUCAACCAUGGUGUAACUGUUAAUGCUGUUAAUUCACAAUUCCUCAAAAACAUCACUUUCAAAAUCCCUCAAGGGUCGCUUUGUGCUGUCGUCGGUCCAGUAGGGUCGGGUAAAACCUCCCUGCUGCACCUUCUCCUCAAUGAAUCGUCCUYCAAAACCGGCAGAAUCAUUCUGCAAGGCUCGAUUUCUUACGCUUCGCAGGAACCUUGGCUUUUCGCAUCGACAAUUCGGAAAAACAUCCUUUUUGGUAACAAAUACGACAGACAUACUUACAACAAAGUCGUCAAAGUUUGUGCUUUGAAAAAAGACUUCGACCAGUUUCUCCUUGCUGACAAGACCCUAGUAGGUGAGAGAGGAUCAGCGUUGAGUGGAGGGCAAAGAGCUAGGGUUAACCUAGCCCGGGCUGUGUAUAAGGACGCCGAUAUUUACCUCCUCGACGACCCUUUAUCCGCAGUUGACAGCCAUGUAGCUAACCACUUGUUUGAGCAGUGUAUUGUCAAGUAUUUGAAGGGCAAAACUAGGAUUUUGGUCACUCACCAAUUGCAGUUUUUAAAACGCGUUGACCAUAUUUUAGUUUUCAAAAACGGGCAAAUUGAAGCACAAGGAACUUACGCGGAGUUAAGUCACUCAAAUUUGAAUUUUCCGACAGGACACAAAGAUGAAGAGGUUGCAAAAGUAGACAGCGAAUUGCAUACAUUGAGCGAUAGUUUCAUGCUUGAAUCCACGAAUUACAAAAAUGAAAUUGAGGAAAUAGAAAGUACAGGAAUGUCAGAAGGGGCAACCUCUCUAAUUGAGUACAUAAUAGCCUCAGGCACCGCCUUUCAGAUUUUUCUCGUGUCUUCGACUUUGAUUAUUUGUCAAACAUUGUGUAGUGGUACCGACUACUGGGUCACCUUUUGGACACAACAGGAGGCCCUCCGAAAUGAAAAUUUCACAGUUAAUGAGACCUUUACAAUUCCGGUGACGCAAACUGUUGAAAUUUUUCCUCACAGUGACAGUUUAGACGACUCUUAUUCUUACACAUACAAUCUCGAAGAACAAGUAACCAAAGAAGUGACAGUUGACAAAGCCGUUAUCAAAACCAAUACCGCUCUUUAUGUUUAUUUAGUUUUAAUCGUAAUUCUGAUUGCUAUCACGUUCCUACGAUCGAUUUUAUAUUUCACUCUAGCAAUGAAAGCAUCCAAAAACCUCCAUAAUAACAUGUUUACCACCCUCCUAAAGGCACAAAUGAAAUUUUUUAAUAGCAACCCUAGUGGUCGCAUUUUAAACCGAUUUUCGAAAGACAUGGGAGCCAUAGAUGAGAUUUUACCAAAAGUUUUACUCGAAGCAAUUCAAAUUACGUUGACCAUGUGUGGUAUUUUGGUCAUGGUGAUAAUUUCAAAUCAAUACAUGAUUCCAGUUGUAAUUCUUCUAGGAGUAGUUUUUUUGAAAAUACGAUCGUGGUUUGUCAUCACGACAAAAAAUAUCAAACAUUUAGAAGGAACAACCAAAUCACCGGUUUUUUCCCAUAUGAAUUCAAGCUUGUAUGGGAUCACGACGAUAAGGGCUUGCGGGGCUGAGGACAUGCUAAAAAAAGAGUUUGAUCGACAUCAGGACGUACACACUUCGUCUUGGUUUCUCUUAAUUACAACAACUUCGUCAUUUGGAUUAUGGCUAGAUUUAGUAUGCGUGGCUUUUAUAGCUUUUACUUCCUACAGUUUUAUUCUACUGAAUCACUAUUACCAGAUUAGUGGCAGUCUCGUCGGCCUGGCCAUCUCCCAAUCGCUYAUUCUCACCGGAAUGCUCCAAUACGGAGUCCGGCAAAGUGCGGAAGUCGUCAACCAACUCACUUCCGUCGAACGAAUCCUGCAGUAUUCCGAAAUCGAAAAAGAAGGACCUUUCAACACUCCUCCCGAACAUCGACCACCACCGUCAUGGCCCGAUAAGGGCCACAUUGAGCUCCAAGACCUAUCUCUACACUACUCCCCAACCAAACCUCCGGUUUUGAAAAAUAUAACCGUGACAAUCGCCCCGGGCCAGAAAAUCGGGAUUGUGGGACGWACCGGUGCCGGAAAAUCGUCUCUAAUAGCGGCGCUUUUCAGGUUGAGUGACAUUACCGGGAGAAUUUACAUUGAUGGGAUCGAUACGAAAAAGUUGGGGGUGCACGAUUUGAGGAAGAAAAUUUCGAUCAUUCCGCAAGUGCCGGUGCUGUUUUCGUCGACUGUGAGGUACAAUUUGGAUCCUUUUGGAGAGUUUGAGGAUGCGAAAAUUUGGAAAGUUUUAGAAGAAGUGGAAUUGAAGGAUUUAGUGACGAGUCUCGAUGCGGAGGUUGCCAGAGAUGGAGGAAAUUUUAGUGUAGGACAAAGGCAAUUGAUUUGUCUCGCGAGGGCGAUUUUAAAAAAUAAUAAAAUAUUGGUGAUGGAUGAGGCUACGGCCAAUACGGACGAUAAGACUGAUGCUCUGAUUCAAAAAAUGAUCCGGAAAAGAUUCAAAUCGUGUACUGUGAUAACAGUUGCUCACAGACUCCACACUGUGAUGGAUUCGGAUGGGAUUAUUGUGAUGGAUGAUGGUAGAAUAGUAGAAUUUGAUCAUCCCUAUAAUCUUUUACAAAGACCGGAAACGACUUUUUAUAAAAUGGUCUUGGAAACGGGGCUAGAGACAAGUGCUUACUUAGAAGAUAUAGCCCUUGAUGCAUUUCUCAAUAAGCAAUCAAUAUCAAAACCCAAGGAUAAGUAAUGUAUAAGAUAGGCAAAUAAAAAUGUAUCCUUUC